AUGAAUCAUAUAGAAGAAAAGCCUAUUUUGGGAGAGUCAUUAUACACUGGUGCUGGGAAUGCCUAUGGAGAGAGAAUGAGAUAUUCUAACGAGAGAAGCCCUGCUCAACAAUUCAAUUUUGAAGGCGGAAGCCAACAGUCUGACACGAUAAAUGGAGCUACCCUCUCAAGAAGCCAUACCAUCGGGGAGUUACCUGGGAACACUCCGCAGGAAUCCAUAACAGGACAUGAAGAUGGAGCGUUUGCGCCUGAAACAACAGGUUUAGCGCCUCCUCCUUAUUCGAAUGCUCCCAUCUCUGAAUCAGACUCCAAGAAAGCAUCCAUUGAAGAAGAAGCCGCUGGCUUUUCUGUGAACCCGAAAAAAAAGAACACUCCAAAGAAGACAGAAAAUAUCAAACACAUGAAUGCCGUAAAGUUAUACAUUGACGAAUCUGAAGACAUUCCUAAUUCUAGGAAGAAUCAGCCGGUUGAGAAUAUUUCUUCCAUUUUUAUGUGGAUUAUCAUGAUUCUUGCGAUUAUAUUCAUUCUGGGAACAUUGGGGCUAGAACUUUUUGCCUAUUACGCAAGCCAGUACCCAACUAUAUUCAUCUACGUAUUUGCAGGCAUUGCCUUGAUAAGGUCUGCCUUCUUGCAAACAUUCCUAAACUUCACGGUGUUAUUCUGCCUCCUUUCCAGCAUUACUGUAUUCUUGCUCUGGAUGUUGGCUCCUGUCGCCUGGUAUGCCUGGAGUUUCCUGUACAUUAUAAUGGGAAUCCUCUGGCUAAGAGACGCAAGGCUGAAAAUUGGCUUCAUUGACACGGCACUUCUCUUCCUGAUGACAGGAGCUGCCUUUGGACUUGCCUCAUUUGAGGAUAUUUGCCCGUACUUCGGAAACAAUCUUGGGUUAUUCUGCGGCUUACAGGGGAUGAUUAUCCUAUUUGUUACGCUGAAUUUUGGACUUGUCUCAUACAUAACUAAUGUUUUCAUCCUAAUUAUAACCUCAAACGUCCUGAAAAAGACAGAGGGGACAAUUCCCAUGAAUGCUAGCCAAGCCAGAAAGGUGAGAGACUUAAAUAAUUCAUUAAAAAACCUGAAAAGGCCAAGGAGACUCAGGAGUUACUUCAUCCAGGGCGGAAUUUACACAGUAGUUAUUCUUGGAAUCUCCAUCCCUACAGGAUUAUGGGUCUUUGGAAUGUUUAUGAGCACACAUAAGGACAUACAAUUUGCUACACUUGAGCAGAUUAGGCAACUAGCGUCCUAUACAAUCCAAUAA
Molecule: messenger RNA, 1251 nt
Organism: Nematocida major
Lineage: Eukaryota; Fungi; Microsporidia
Exons: 1
Coding region: 1-1251 (416 amino acids)
Source: RefSeq, a predicted model, not a curated record